AUGGAAGCACCGCCAGAAGUCGAAGCCACCCUCUCCCGCCUCUCGCAAUAUCGCAACGUCCGCGGCGUCAUGGUCCUCGCCCGCGCCCACAUCGUCGGCGACACCCCCCACCCCCACCCCCACCCCUCGCGGUCAGGCGAUGCUGGUAUAGUCCAGACGACGGGUACGGUGUUUGAAGGGGAAGGAGGAGCAAAGUAUGCUGGAGCUGUGGAGAGGAUCGUGCUCAGUACGGGGGCUGCUAUUGCCGAGUGCGAGGAAGGCGACGAACUCAGACUGAUGAGGAUCAGAACGAAGAGACACGAGCUCAUCAUCACUCCCGAUGAUAAGUAUGUCCUUGUGGUUCUGCAAGACCCGGGGCAAUGA
Cryptococcus wingfieldii CBS 7118 is the source of this 363-nucleotide messenger RNA. RefSeq names its product dynein light chain roadblock-type. Lineage: Eukaryota; Fungi; Basidiomycota; Tremellomycetes; Tremellales; Cryptococcaceae. Gene Ontology annotation, molecular function: dynein intermediate chain binding. Gene Ontology annotation, biological process: microtubule-based movement. The record is from RefSeq and is a predicted model, not a curated record. Gene Ontology annotation, cellular component: cytoplasm; cytoplasmic dynein complex. Bases 1 to 363 code for a protein of 120 amino acids. The transcript is spliced from 3 exons.